AUGGCCUCUGGAGCCACGGGCAGAGGCCCGUGGUGGCCCGGCGAGGCAAACGAUGCAGCAGCAGCAGCAGCUUUCCUGCCGCGGCUGCUGCAGCAGCCGGCGCAUGCAGUCGCGGACUUCCAGAGGCAGCAGCAAGCUCACGAGCAGCUGCAACAUCUGCAGCAGCAGCAGCUGCAGCAGCUGCAACAGCAGCAGCUGCAGCAGCAGCAGCUGGAGCAGCUGCGGCUGCAGCAGCAACACAGACCCAGAACUGUCGCCUGGCAGCCCUCUGGCUCCACUGAUGAUGAGCCUAAUUCAGCUUACUAUGAGGCGCAGGCCAAGAUCGAAGUCACUGCACACUGCAGGCCCAAAGAGGAGAUCUUCCAGGCCUUCAAGGAGGCCAUUAGAAUGCGCCCUGUUUUGUCUGCAAAACACCGCGAGCUGCUAGCCAACACCGUGAAGGGUUUGGUUACUGACCGUCAAGUGUCUUACCAAAUGGUGUCUGCAAUGGGAGCUGCAAUGAAAGCUGCUGCUGCUGCUUGGUCUGCUGCUGGUGAGAAGGGAGCUGCUGCUGCAGUGCAGCUGGCUGCUGCUGCUGCUGCUGCAGCACUCACUGCAGCAGGAGUCUCUCCGCAGGAAGCGGGGCAGCUAGCAGCAGACACAGCGCUGACGAGGGGCGUGGGUGCAGCACGGAAUUUGGUGCUGCAGCACAAGGUGCAGCAGCAGCGGCAGCAGAACGCAGCAGCAGCAGCAGCAGCGCUGGAGCGCGCGCAAGCAGCAGCAGCAGCAGCAGCAGCAGCAGACAGAGACGACUCCUCCAGCAGCGGGACAGAGGAAAGCUCAGGGGACCUCUUCGGCAGCAGCGGCGCAGACAGCAGCAGCAGCAGCAGCAGCAGCAGCAGCGGGAUCGCGCCGGACUCCGCAGCAGCGCUGAGCCGCGGAGUGCCCAUCCCGCAGCAGCUAAUGGAAGCAGCAGCAGCAGCAGAGCUGCUGCCUUUUGCUGCUUAUUUUCAAAAAAGAAUUGAAUUCUUUUUGAAGCAACUUAUCAAAGAAGUCCAGGACCUCUCCAGAAAAAUCCACAGAGUCGUCAAAGCCAUGCUCCUCCCCAACGCAGACUCCACCGAAGCGAAGGUGUUCUAUUUGCAGCUGGACGCUGACGUUGCGCGCUACGCAGCUCAGAUUGCGACGGACGGGGAAGAAGUGGAGGAGUUCAGAAAAAUGAGUUUAGAACUUUACAGAACUGCUUUAUCUCUUUUGCAACAAAACCAAAAAGAAAUAAAUGAAGCGGAAGAACAAAGUCAAACGGACAUUGAAGACCAAGUGCCUCUUUCCCUCAAAAUGGGACUCGUGCUCAACUACGCAGUGUUGCUGCACGAUGAGCCCGAUGGGGCGGAGCAAGCCAUAAACGCCUUGGCAGCUCAGUUCAGAGAAGCAGUCGAGAACGUCGUCCACAUUUCGGACACGGAGGAGAGCCGGCGGGUGGUGAUGGUGAUGAGUUUGCUGCGGGGGAAUGUGGAGGCGUGGUGUGCGGAGGCAAAUCGAAAAGACGCAACAAAGCUGCUGGGCCUCGACGGCUCUGCUGCGCUGCUGAUGUAG
Molecule: messenger RNA, 1575 nt
Organism: Eimeria tenella
Lineage: Eukaryota; Apicomplexa; Conoidasida; Eucoccidiorida; Eimeriidae
Product: 14-3-3 protein, putative
Exons: 8
Coding region: 1-1575 (524 amino acids)
Source: RefSeq, a predicted model, not a curated record